CCCGGGCGUAAAGUGGUACGCCUAGUAGGAACUUCACUGUUUUAAGGAGUUAACUAUCGAACAGCCAUGAAUGCUAAGAAAUGUUCGCAAUUGAUCUGCGUAGCAGGUGCUCUCCAGUUUUGUAUCGUAGUUGGUGGAAUAACAGUUGAGAACAAAUCCCCUGCAAUCCUAUCAUGCACGACCGCUCUGCACGAUUAUCCAGAAUGGACAGGACCACCAUUUGUUAAAGGCCGGCCUACAAUCUACAACUACCAGAAAUUACCCGUGUUCAAUUCCGCCUUGGGUGAGGACAAACUCCGCCGGAUGACCUGGGCGGAUAACAAUACGGACCUUAACUUCAGCGCUGUAAUAAGGACGGAUGAAGGAAACUACUCAUGUUCCGAUGCAUUUGAGCGUGUAUCGACUGUAGAACUCAUGGUUAGGGUACCUCCAUCUCUUCCAACCAUUUACAACACGACUAUAGGGUCACAGAACGAGCUAACAGUGAGUGGUACAGAGGGCACACCGCUGACGCUAACAUGCAUUUCCGUGGGAGGGUACCCACAGCAGACGGUGAAAUGGUAUCGUGAGAGUGUCACAUCAACACCCCUGCAACCUGGUCUACCCGUGAUAGUGUACGCAGAUCUCUUCAAUAUCACGAGUUCUCAUACAUUCACACCUACAAGCUUGGAUGAUGGCUUAACAUACAUUUGUCAGUCCUCAUACAGCGGAGAGCCACAGCUCAUUAGAAGCACGAAAGUGAAAUUGUUUCUCAAACUUCAACCUUCAACACCGAAGGUAACAGUUUUGGGAACUCUGACGGAAAGCUCCAGCUCAGUAAACAUUUUACGAUGUUCGUCGUCCGGCUUCCGGCCACAGACCGUGAGUCUCAGCUGGACACUGGGUGGAGAGUCUGCAGAGCCCGUCAGCAACCCGACAGUCGAAGAGAGCACAGCAAACAACACGUUCUCCGUAUCCGACACGUACUCGCGGGCAGUUGGCAGGGCAGACAAUUGGAAGACACUUACGUGCUCAAUUAACCACGAGACUCUGCGUUUUCCGCAGACGGCUUCUGUUGGACUGAUUGUCCAGUUUCCUCCAGACACUAUUACGCUAACAGGAGAGUUUACGACCGUCGCUGAUGGCUCAAGUAAAACUUUCACAUGCGUAUCUGGUACUUCAAACCCUGAUGCCGUUAUAACAUGGCAACGUAACAAUGUCAUUGUUACCGCUGGCACGGGUACGCCAACAUAUACAAAUGGAAGUUACUACGGUCGUUUGACGACUCAAAGACUGACAAUAAAGCCAACCAGAGACGACGAUGGUGACGUGUACUCCUGCAGUGCUAGGAACAGUGCAAGCAGAACUACAGCAAACAGCCAGCAGAAAACUUUGGUUCUUACAUAUCAUCCAAUCACCAAUGCAACAUGUACAAGUUCUCCAGUCACAGAAGGUUCCCGGGUGUUCCUUUUUUGUACUGCAAGCAGCAAGCCAAGUUCCUCCUUUACAUGGGCUCUCGGUUUAACUCAAAUAGCCGACAGCCAGGGACCAGUAGCAAUUAACAAGUUUAAUUACAUGAUAACCUCCGUCAACCGGGCAGACUAUGGACGGUUCACGUGUACUGCACAAAACGGAAUAUCACCUCCUGCUUCAAGCAGCUGCAACCUUGAAGUCAAAUUUCCCGCAUUAGUCACCACGAUCACCGGAAACCCGGCAAUUGUUGCCAACGGUGUGAACACGGUGAGAUUGACCUGCACCACCGGGUCCUCUAACCCCGCCUCCAGCAUCACAUGGUACCUUGAUGGACAACAAGACACCAGUGAUAAACCUGUCCAGGAGGGUGUUGGUCAGUAUGGCGGGAAAGUCUCGUCACAGGUGCUAGUGUUUACACCUAGCAGGGACAUGGAUGGUCUCUUGAUUAAGUGUAGGGCAGGAAACGGACUGUCGGGGAGUAGUUUUGUGGAAGAUCAGGUGGCGCUUGAUCUAAAAUAUUCCCCUGUAGUUAACGUCCUAUCUAGAACGGAAACGGAAACUCUGCCUGGUCAUCUGCGAUGUCUAGUGUCCAGCAAACCACCUGCUACAAUCAAAUGGUUUCGCAUUGAUUACGGACAGACGCUUCUCCUAGAGGGGACUGGCAACAACAGCCUUGAUUACCGCAUGGGAGCUGUCAGCAGAGAUGACUCCGGGACGUAUAUGUGUACCGCCAAUAACGGGAUUGGAGGAGACAAUUCCAGUUCGAUUCAGCUAGUUGUCCAGUUUCCCGCAUUAGUCACCACGAUCACCGGAAACCCGGCAAUUGUUGCCAACGGUGUGAACACGGUGAGAUUGACCUGCACCACCGGGUCCUCUAACCCCGCCUCCAGCAUCACAUGGUACCUUGAUGGACAACAAGACACCAGUGAUAAACCUGUCCAGGAGGGUGUUGGUCAGUAUGGCGGGAAAGUCUCGUCACAGGUGCUAGUGUUUACACCUAGCAGGGACAUGGAUGGUCUCUUGAUUAAGUGUAGGGCAGGAAACGGACUGUCGGGGAGUAGUUUUGUGGAAGAUCAGGUGGCGCUUGAUCUAAAAUAUUCCCCUGUAGUUAACGUCCUAUCUAGAACGGAAACGGAAACUCUGCCUGGUCAUCUGCGAUGUCUAGUGUCCAGCAAACCACCUGCUACAAUCAAAUGGUUUCGCAUUGAUUACGGACAGACGCUUCUCCUAGAGGGGACUGGCAACAACAGCCUUGAUUACCGCAUGGGAGCUGUCAGCAGAGAUGACUCCGGGACGUAUAUGUGUACCGCCAAUAACGGGAUUGGAGGAGACAAUUCCAGUUCGAUUCAGCUAGUUGUCCAGUACAAACCCGACGUGACAAUUAUUGCGCAGAACGCCACGGAGAACACACAAUCAGAAUUACGAUGUGAACCACGUGGUAUGCCAAACUCCUACACCUACAUCUCUUGGGAACAGACUUGGCCGGGAUCAAGGACUAUUCUGAGAACUCUCCCUGGCGCUUCAGUCUUGAUAUUGAGUGACCUGAGGUACGAGCACACCGGGAUAUACACAUGCAGGGUAGACAACGGUGUGAAUUUAGCAGAAACCCCAGUGCAGGACAGGGACAGGUCUUAUUUGUCGUAAAAUCACGCCCUUUUGUAACGACCACCCAACAAACAAUUCAAAAGGCGGCGCAGCUGGGUAAAGUGACGACCAUUGCCAUUGAAUUUGUUUCCAACGCUCCUGGGACCAAAAUCAACAUUGAAAAAAGAGGGUGGG
Messenger RNA from Mya arenaria, 3231 nucleotides. Its product is annotated as hemicentin-2-like. Gene Ontology annotation, molecular function: cell adhesion molecule binding. The record is from RefSeq and is a predicted model, not a curated record. Bases 67 to 3096 code for a protein of 1009 amino acids. Gene Ontology annotation, cellular component: cell-cell junction. Lineage: Eukaryota; Metazoa; Mollusca; Bivalvia; Myida; Myidae. The transcript is spliced from 13 exons. Gene Ontology annotation, biological process: cell-cell adhesion.